AUGCUGGUGCACAUAUUUGCUACAGACAAGUCAAUUCCCUUCUAUGGCUGUGCUCUGCAGUUCUUCAUUUCCUGUAUCUUUGUUGAUUCAGAGUGUCUGCUGCUGGCAGUGAUGGCCUUUGAUAGGUACCAGGCCAUCAGCAACCCCUGGCUCUACACAGUCAACAUGUCCAGCAAGGUGUGUUCCCUGCUCAUGGCUGGGGUUUACCUGGUGGGAGUGACAGAUGCAUUGCUACACACCACGUUGACAUUUCGCUUGUGUUUCUGUGGCUCUAAUGAGAUCAAUCACUUCUUCUGUGACUUGCCCCCUCUGUUCAUUCUGUCUUGUUCUGACAUACAACUCAAUGAGCUGGCAUUAUUCACUGUGUUUGGAUUCAUUGAACUGAGUACUAUCUCAGAAGUUCUUGUCUCUUACUGUUACAUCAUCUUAUCAGUCCUAAAGAUGCCCUCUGCUGAGGGGAGGCUCAAAGCUUUCUCCACCUGCACCUCCCACUUAACUGCAGUUGCCAUUUUCCAGGGAACUAUGCUCUUCAUGUACUUCAGACCAAGCUCUUCCUACUCUCUAGAUCAAGACAAGAUGACGUCACUGUUUUACACCCUAGUGAUCCCCAUGCUGAACCCUCUGAUCUACAGCCUUCAGAACAAGGAUGUGAAACAAGCCCUGGAAAGAGUGAAAAGCAGUAUUGGUUUUAAAUAG
Ochotona curzoniae (black-lipped pika) is the source of this 696-nucleotide messenger RNA. Its product is annotated as olfactory receptor 5W2-like. NCBI's taxonomy places the organism in Eukaryota, Metazoa, Chordata, Mammalia, Lagomorpha, Ochotonidae. Gene Ontology annotation, cellular component: membrane. Gene Ontology annotation, molecular function: odorant binding; olfactory receptor activity; G protein-coupled receptor activity. The transcript has a single exon. The coding region runs from base 1 to 696 and encodes 231 amino acids. Gene Ontology annotation, biological process: sensory perception of smell; G protein-coupled receptor signaling pathway. The record is from RefSeq and is a predicted model, not a curated record.